This is a messenger RNA of Macrosiphum euphorbiae (potato aphid), 447 nucleotides long. The record is from the annotation of a GenBank genome assembly. Lineage: Eukaryota; Metazoa; Arthropoda; Insecta; Hemiptera; Aphididae.
AUGAAUAAUGAUGUAGAAUUAUGUAAAACUGAUCCUAAUAAAGUCACUGUUAUAGCUUUUGAUCUAAUGAAAACUCUCUCUACUCCAUCCCUUUCUGUUGGAGUGGCUUAUUAUAAAAGACAGUUAAGUACAUACAAUUUAGGUAUACAUAAUUUAACUACGAACGAUGCUUAUAUGUAUGUCUGGAAUGAAUCCAUGGCAUCACGUGGACCACAAGAAAUUGGAUCAUGCUUGUUACAUUUCAUAAAAAACUAUGUACAUACAGAACAACUUAUUAUGUAUAGUGAUCAAUGCGGAGGACAAAACCGGAAUAUAAAAAUGGCCUUAAUUUGCAAUUUUGUAGUUGGCUCAAAUGACUAUUUACCCACUGAAAUACAUCAUAAGUUUCUAGUUUCAGGACACUCUUACUUAGCCUGUGAUAGGGAUUUUGGAGUGAUUGAAAAAUAA